AUGUUACUUCCUAACUAUACAUGUGUAGAAAUUGAUAAGGCAGUGAUCGCUGUGACAGCUAAACGUAAAACCUAUACGGAAGUAUCAGAGGAGUUUGGAGUCCCGAGGACAGUCAUAUUUAACCGUAUAAAAGGACAAAAGACUCAUAUUCAUAAGCAAAGUGAAAAAGAAUGGAGUUUUGAUGGAAUAUCUACUAUAAAAAAUAUUAUAAGAAAAGCAGAAAAACAUGCUAUUUCGAAAACACACUUGAAAAAUCAAGAACAAUUUCAUCUUCUGGGAAAAAUUCGUAUUGAACAUGCCAUUUCAAAAGGUCGGCGACUAGCAGCGCAAAAACAUAAUGAACAAGUUGGUGUUAACAGACGAAUAUUAGCUCGAAUGAUUCAUGUAGUUUGCUAUUUGGGGAAACAAGAACUCGCUUUCCGACGUCAUCGAGAUAAUACUAAAUCAUUAAAUAGAGUCACAUCAAAUACCAUUCAAAAUGAAUUAAUACAAUGUGUAACUAAAGUUUUGAAUUCUAAAAUUUUAAAAGAAAUUAAAUCUGCAAGUUUUGUGCAUGUACAAGCAGAUGAAACUACUGAUGUUUCAUGUCGAUCACAAAUGAGCAUAAUAUUUCGAUUUUUUAUAGAUCAAAAUAAUAUAGAAAGAUUUGUUGGAUUUUUUGAUGUUUCUAAAGACAAAACUGGAUCGGGCUUAGCAGAAGUGAUAAAUGUUGGAAUUAUAAAAUGGGAAGUAAGAAAUAAAAUCGUAAGUCAAACUUAUGAUGGAGCUUCAGUAAUGGCUGGAGGAAAAAAUUGUGUUCAAAAUAUAAUAAGACAAAUAUAUCCUAUCGAUCAACAAAAAAAAGUGAGCUUUUUAGAGAACAAGGAUUUAAACUAUCAAAUCAUAGUUAUACAAAAUGGAAUUAUCAUUCCAGAGCCGCUUCAACAAUUAAAAUUCAUUUUCAAGAACUAA
This is a messenger RNA of Sipha flava (yellow sugarcane aphid), 951 nucleotides long. RefSeq lists its product as uncharacterized. The coding region runs from base 1 to 951 and encodes 316 amino acids. Lineage: Eukaryota; Metazoa; Arthropoda; Insecta; Hemiptera; Aphididae. The record is from RefSeq and is a predicted model, not a curated record. The transcript has 4 exons.